Juglans microcarpa x Juglans regia is the source of this 2226-nucleotide messenger RNA. RefSeq names its product zinc finger protein CONSTANS-LIKE 12-like. Bases 698 to 1984 code for a protein of 428 amino acids. The record is from RefSeq and is a predicted model, not a curated record. The transcript is spliced from 6 exons. Gene Ontology annotation, molecular function: zinc ion binding; protein binding. NCBI's taxonomy places the organism in Eukaryota, Viridiplantae, Streptophyta, Magnoliopsida, Fagales, Juglandaceae.
GUCACCGUGCUAUUACCUUUCAGUGGCCACGUUUUGCCAAGUGUCGAACACCCAGAAAGCCAAGGAAAAACAUUUAUAAAUAGCGUAUUGAGCUGCUUCAGACACUCUCACAAAACCAAGGUGUAGCGGAGAGUUUAAGGACUGGUUCUUCUACACCCUCUUCAUAUUUUUAAGAACUUUUUUGAAUCAAAACGAUUGAUUUGGUUUUUCUACCUCCCUCACCUUCUCUCGCUCCCCAUUAUUGGAUGAUUAUUUUUAACCGUUUUUUUUUUUUUUUUUUUUUGGGAAUUCGGCAUUUUCCACCGGUGAGUGCUUUUUUUCUUCUCUCCAUUGAUCUAGUUUUCGUCCCUACAAUGUAUUUCCAUUGGAGUACUGAUGCAACGGUGGAAUCGAUUAUAUAAGUAUUUAUGUUAUAUAUUUUUGAGUUUUCGCAUAUGAGUGAAAAUGUUUUAUGAAUUGAUCUAGUGUUUAUGCAAAUCAUUUUUUAUAAGUACCAUGAGAAUAGUAUUGUAUACGUAAUCAUAUGGUCUGAAUGACAAUUUAUACUGAGGACUAUUUGUAGGACACGUGCUUCUGCAAACAAUUUUUAUGGGUUUUUCAUUCUUGUCAGUUUUUAAUGAUAUUUCACUUCUUGGGUGGUUGUGGAAGGUUCAGUUAGGAGGAAUAACACCAUUAAACUAGGUUAGAGGAGGGAAGUAUGGAGCCUCUAUGUGAGUUUUGUAGGGUGGCGAGGGCAGUGGUAUAUUGUAAAUCAGAUUUGGCUUGCCUUUGCUUGCACUGUGAUGGGUGUGUACAUUCUGCUAAUUCUUUGUCCCGAAGGCACAUGCGCUCUCUCUUAUGUGAAAAGUGCUUCUACCAGCCUGCAAUUGUCCGAUGCAUGGAUGAUAAAAUGUCUCUUUGUCAAGGCUGCGACUGGAAUGGCAGUGAGUGUUCAAGGCUGGGGCAUCGGUGCCACCCAUUGAAUUGUUAUACAGGUUGCCCUUCUUUGGAAGAGUUGUCAAGGAUUUUGUCCUCACUUCCUGAUAUGCCCCCUUCAAGUGGUUUUGAUAGUGGUUGGGAGCACGUGAGCACACUGCCUAUAGAUGAGAAUUGCAUCAGCAACUGUUUGGAACAAAGAGACAGUGAGGGAUCAUUUGGGUUGGUGGCAAGCAAGCUGAAUGAACUAGAACCUUGCUCUAAGUCUGACCCUUGGAUGGAGCUGUCUUCUGUGAUUCAACCGAAUCCAAAUUCCAUUCCACGCUGCAGAGAUCGAGCACCUCUCUUCCCUGAAGAAUCAAGUUUGCCAAAGGAUGCUUCUGAUUUCAAGGAUCUUGGAAUUUAUGAUGGCAAUGAUCUCUAUGAAGGUCUUAACAUGGAUGAUAUUCCAUUAACCUUAAAAGAUGGUGAGAUAUUUGGCUGUCCACAAGGUACUACCAGAUACCAGUUCGAGGAUGGAGGAAUGGAAUGCCAAUCGAUGGAGAAAAACUUAUCAGUCACUGAAUCUAAUGGUCCUAUUGAGAGUGCUUUGGAGGCAUCUUCGUCAGGACAACAAAAUUGUGUGGCUUUUCAAUCUUCUCAUCUUGGUGGGUCAACUAGUGUUAUGCAGUCCAUUAAUGGUAAUGCAAAUUGCUUACCAAUGAAUCAACCUUGCACUGGAAACCUCAAUCUGGGGUUACCUACUGGGCAAGUUCACUCAAGCAUGUCACUUUCAUUAUCCAACAUCACGGGUGAAAGUAGUGUAGCUGAUUAUCAAGAUUGUGGAUUGUCACCCGUAUUUCUAACAGUUGAAUCACCUUGGGAAUCAAAUUUGGAGGCUAGCUGCCCACAAGCAAGGGAAAAAGCUAAGAUGAGAUACAAUGAGAAAAAGAAAAGUCGAUCGUUUGGUAAACAAAUAAGAUAUGCCUCACGCAAAGCCAGAGCUGAUACUAGAAAGCGUGUGAGAGGGAGAUUUGUGAAAGCUGGAGAAGCAUAUGAUUAUGACCCUCUUGUGACAAGGAACUUCUGAGCCAUAUCACCCAAUGUCCACUCCUUGACUUGCAUGGCAAUGCCUGCUCGGAUGAGCAGAUUUUGUGCACAUUAGCAUAUCUUCAGCACUGGUAGCCCUUAGAAUAAAUUAGACGUUCACAUCUCUGGAUUCUGGAAUCCGUAUACUGCCUCACCUAAUAUUUUAAUAAUCAGUCGGGAGAUGCAAUUGACGAAGAACCUCCUGUGAGAACCUUUGGUUCAUGUCCUUUUGUGUAUCCUAGC